Clunio marinus is the source of this 282-nucleotide messenger RNA. The record is from the annotation of a GenBank genome assembly. NCBI's taxonomy places the organism in Eukaryota, Metazoa, Arthropoda, Insecta, Diptera, Chironomidae.
AUGAAGAUGAUGUUGUCUCAUUUUUAUGUCUUGUAUUACCCAAUCUUAAGACUUAAAUGUAAUUCAUCAGAUGAUAAAAUUCUGAAGCAUGCUUCUGGCUCUUCUACAACAUGCCCUGUACAUUAUCAUCAUCAUUUGCACAAACAACUUAUGUCUCAACCGCACGCUUUAUGUGUAAAAACUACUGCACAAAAGUUCGUAACGAUUCUCACUUCUUCUUUACCUCACCACAAUAAUUUCCCAUAUGGUUUUCAUUCACUUAAUGAUUUUAUUACGCGUUGA